Acaulospora colombiana is the source of this 4510-nucleotide messenger RNA. The record is from the annotation of a GenBank genome assembly. NCBI's taxonomy places the organism in Eukaryota, Fungi, Glomeromycota, Glomeromycetes, Diversisporales, Acaulosporaceae.
GAUGAGGCGUAUUCCAAAAACCCCGACAAGUGACAGUAGUAAUCGUUUAACUUCACCAACAUCGUUGCCAUCCAAUGUGUCAACAAAUGCUUCGGCUAUUUCUGGAGGCACAAACAAUAACACAAGUGCUUCCUUUAAUAUUAAUGGUACUAACGGCUCUAGUACACACACGUUUUCCUGGUCUUCUGUGGCUGCUGCAAAUAGUAACAGCAGUACAACCAAUCGCUCAAUCCAUAAUGAGACAUCCGAGAAAUCGGAUGUGCCAGAUGCCGACUCGGCAUUAAAUCCCUUUAAAUACACCAAAGAGUUUAUGCUCAAGUUAUAUAAACCUGUGGGAUUACCCCUAGAGUUUGAAAGACACGAAUAUGUCACUAGUGACGAGCCAUUACAGCCAAUGGCCUUAAUAACGCUAACAGAACAAGAACACAAGCUUCUAUCGGGUGCAUCCGUCAAUAGCGAACUCACUCGUCGUAUCGUUUCCAAUGCCACAGGCGGAGUGGUUUCAGGAAACGAACGAGUUGUAGAGAGGGAAAGAGUACCAUUUUCUCCACGGGGAGAUAAACAUAUCGGUACCGGACUGACUUCUCCUAGGACGGAACGGUUCGCUGGAAUUACUGGUGGUGUACUUAGCGAACGAACAAGUCCACGUAGUAGUCGUCCAUCAAGGGUAUCUGGCACUCCAAAUACUUCGUCAGUCGAUGAUCCCGUAUGGAAUGGGGUUACUCGGCAUGCCAUAGGAACUUUUGAUAGCAACGGGGUUUUUAGAAUUCCGGGAAGUAAUGUGGACGACGAAUACAUAGCUAAAUCUAAAAAAGAUGAUUCCGAACGUAACAAUAAAGUCGAACAAGAGACCGUUCAUUCGGAUACAGACACUUACAAUCAGUCUUCUCAGAGCGAAAGGCUGACGUCAAAAAAAGAACAGAAAAAAUUUCAGGAUGAACAUGUCGAUGAAAUUGAGGAAAGUUUGAGGAAUGUUUCUAUGAAGGAACCUCAAUCAUUAUUACAAGAGAACCUAAAAUAUAAACUUGAACAUCAGAGCACGACUUCGGAACAACAGUCUUUACAAGAACAAAAUGAUAAGGAUGGUUGGCAAGAAUCACAGAGGCAAGAAACUCAGAAAAAUGAAAAUCCUGAGCAUCAAAAGGUCCAAGAAACAUUUAAUCAUCAAGAACAGAAUGAGCAGUCAUCAUCUUUUCUUUUGCAGCGACAAGAUGAUUCAGAAAAACAACAGAAAUUGCAAGAUAAUAAUAAUUCUGCGCUUGAGGAAGAAAAGGUGCGAGAAAAGGAUCUUGAACGUGAAAGUGAACGGGAUAAGGAGAGGGAUCAGCAAUUGAUAGAUCAACAGGUAUUAAUGCAACAAUUACAAAUGCAAGAAAAAGAAAAGGUGCUGCAACAGCAGCACGAGAAACAGAAGGCGCAACUUCAGUUUCAAGAGCAAGAACAGUUACAGAUUCAAAUGCAACGGCAGGAACAAGAGCAAAAACAAUUGCAGUUACAAUUACAAUUACAGUUGCAACAGCAUCAACAACAUCAGCAACAACAACUGCUACUCCAACAACAACAAAUUCUACAGGAUCCACAAGAUCUAUUACAGCGGCAACAGCAUGUUUUACAACAUCAUCAACAACUGUUAUUACCACACCACUUUGAAGACCAGGACGAUGAUGUAUUGAAAGAAGCCUUUUCUUAUUCAAAUGUUGUGGGAAAUACGCCACCAAUGUCACCCACGGGAAAAUCCAACAAAUACUCCAACGCACAUUCCAUUAUUGGUACAACCAGUGCCUUUGGUGACACAUCUGGAUCUUCAAGUUUAUUUUCUAACAAUGGGAUAACGUCAGAUGCAAGAAAAAUAACUCCGGAACAACAAAAGUGGCUCUAUCGAGAUCCGAGUGGUAAUAUACAAGGACCAUUUAGUAGUCAGGAAAUGAAUGAGUGGUAUAAAGGAGGAUUUUUUGUACUUAGCCUUUUAGUUAAAAGGGUAGAAGAUGCCACUUUCGAGCCACUGGGUGUGCUAAUUCGUAAGACCGGCGACGACGAAAGACCAUUUUCAGCUCCUCUGAUAGGAUCAAGACCUUCUUUAACAAUAUCGAUGCCAAAUAAUUCUUCGCGAGUUGUGAAUGAUCCUUUUCCACGCACAUGGGCUGCCCCGACUUCGCCUACUACAGCACAAUUGUUUUUGGAGCAGCAAAGAUUCAAUCCAUUUGGAGGAACCUCGUCCGUACCCUCUACGCCUUUUGAUAGAUAUCAAUUUGGCGGAGUUUUCGGAAGGAACGAUGUAACAAAUGGAUGGAAUGAUCUGGGGACAACGAACAAUGCAUGGGGGUCAACUUCAAAUGCAGGAAAUUUGUCUCCACGAUUACAAGCUCCCAACUCACCUCCAUUAUUUAAUAACACCACAACAUUUAAUGUAUCACCACCUCAAACAUAUUUGGAACAUCAACGGGUUUUGACACAGAUUGAACGACAACAAUAUUUGAUGUUACAACAAAGGCAAAUGCAACAAAAUCAACACGCAUAUCAAGAAACUUUUCUUCGUCAACAUCAAAAUUUUUCCACCAUGCCUGGACCGGUAUCUGCGCCUAUAACAAAUGCACCUAAUUCACCAUUUGAUGUUUUAUCUCGAUCUUCUGGUUGGGCGGCCACAACGGAACAACAACCUCCCUCGGCAUCACCAUGGGGAAUGAUAGCUCCUGGAGUAGGUGUCACUCCUUCGCGUGUCUCACAAUCCGAAGAGCUCGGAUACUUUGGCCUAAGGAAAGAAAAUAAUUUAGGAUUGCAACAAAGUCGUAACGGUGAGCGACCAUAUGAUAUUAUGGGUGGACAAAUUCAUGAGACUCCUUUUGAUAAUAAGAUUUUAGAUGGAGGCGUGGAGCCUGUCACGAAGCCUGCCCUCGGAGAUGAGGAGGCAUACGGCAAAAAAGUCGAAGAAAAUGUUAAUCAGGAGAAAGUCGACACGCCACAAAGUUCGAAGUCUCCUCCUCAACUUGGGCAAAAGGAAGAAAUGUUACGUUCAAAGUCCUCUUUGCGCGAAAUUCAGGCUGAGGAAGAACGUAAAAAGCAAUAUGGAGAAAAGGAAAAAGCAUCCUUAUUAAAUUCCACGCCUAUUAAUUCUAAUACUAUUGGUAAGUUGCCGCAAUUCCCAAAGUCUUCUAGUUUGGGUUGGGGAAGUAAUAGUAGUCCCGUAACCCCAUCAUCUCCCGCACCGUGGGCUAAGGAUGAAGACCAUAACGUUCCAAAAAAUAUGUCUCUUCGAGAAAUUCAAGAGAUAGAAGCUAAGCAAGCUGUAGUCGAGAGACAGGUCCCAGAAAGAAAAUCUACAUCAAAUUCAACGAUUAAUGCUACCCUUGCACCGUGGGCGAAAGAUGAUGACCAUUCAGCACAAAAAACUCCGUCUCUCCGAGAGAUCCAGGAAAUGGAAGCUAAGCAGGCAGCAGAAAGACAGGCUUCGGAAAGAAAAGCCGCAUCUGCUUCGACUGUUAAUGCUAACUAUAACAAAGAAGAUGCAAUGUCAUCAUCUAUAUCAUGGGGUCCUACUCCGUCAAAUGAGUCUAACUCAUCUUCACUUUCAACAUCCCCAGUUGUUUCCACACCUGCUUGGCAAUCCAAUAAUACCGCUCCAAAAAAAACACUACGAGAAAUUCAGAAAGAGGAAGAGGAGGCGAUGAAAAGACGUAACAAGAUCCGAGAGAUGCAAGCGGCUUUAAAUAAUGUUGGAGCGUCUAGUAAUACGACAACUCAGAGCAACGUGGGAAAACGUUAUGCCGACACGGUCUCUGUUGUUGCCGCGAAGAAGACUCCAACCAACAAUGUGAACAAUGCAUGGACCACAGUAGCUAGCAAGACAGUCUCUCGUGCAGCUGUUAACUCUGCGAUAACAAAUGGUACAUCUGGCACGAUGAAAUCGGGUAUCACAUCUAAGGAUUCAUCUACAGUUUGGGAUAAUGAGCAUAAAGGUAGCAAUAAUUUACAGGGCUCUUCGAGGGUUCAAAAUCAACCUGGUAAACCCGCUGAAGCAUUAAAAAAUGGAACUCGUGUGGCAGGUGUAAAGCCCGCGACGACCAAUAGUAUCGUUAAAUCCAGUAGUCAGAGCAGUGGAAAUGUCACCUCAUCUUCAGAUUAUUCCACACCCAAGCCACCUUCUGAAGAAUUUUUAAAGUGGUGUAAACAGACUUUGCGCGGACUAAGCAACGUUAAUGUUGAAGAAUUUAUGCAAAUGUUGUUAUCAUUUCCACUCGACCCUCCCCCGGCCACUGUUGAGAUCAUACAAGACUCUAUCUAUGCAAAUUCGCCUACCCUUGAUGGACGUAGAUUUGCCGAUGAAUUUAUCAAAAGGCGUAAAGCAGACGCCAACGGUUUACCAAUGAACAGUUUACUUAAUCACAUGGACAAUAAGACAAACAAGGAUUUGAACACUGCAAGCAGCAGUUCAAAGGAGGACUAUUCGGGGAAUGGUGCAGGAGCUUUCAAAGUCGUAACAGCGAAGAAGAACAAGAAAAAGCAAACUAGUUAG